UCAAAAUACAUUGGAUCAUCAUAUCCAAUAUAUCAUGAUCUGGAAUUUGCAAAUGCUGCUGUAAAAAACUUUAUAAGUAGUGAGCUAUAUAACCGGAUGGUCAGAGGAACAAUCAAAAUAAUGAAUGCACAUGCCUCAUUGAUGAAUCAGUAUCCAACAAGACAAGACCUUUUAGAAAUGUCAAAGUCUUUAGUUAUUAAAUACCCUUGCCUGAAUGACAAGACAUCAAAACAUAUUACAUUGUUCAACAAGUUAAGGAAAAGGUUUUAUAAUGAAAAACCAAUACAAAAUAAACGGAUUAAAAGUUUGAUAAAAACGACACUGAAAAAUGGAGGAGAAACUGAUGUUGGUUUUUCAUCGAGUCAGAGUGUGAGUGAAUUAGGUUCAUCACCACCUGUCAAAAGUAAGUUCAUGUUACAUAGCUAA
Molecule: messenger RNA, 426 nt
Organism: Hydra vulgaris (swiftwater hydra)
Lineage: Eukaryota; Metazoa; Cnidaria; Hydrozoa; Anthoathecata; Hydridae
Source: RefSeq, a predicted model, not a curated record